CCCUUCCUCGCUUUCUGGCAUCUGAUAUCAAUUCUUUUUUUCAGGUCCUCAAGAUGGCGGUUACAGAUGCUGGCCACUAGGUCGUGGGCUCGUUUCUCUCGGAAAGUUUACAACAGCAAUUUAGCAAGCGUCUAGCAUCGGUCAUGAGGAUUCUUAACGUUAUGCAGGCAUCUACGCUUGACUAUCAGUUCAUCAUUCUGCCCCUUCUGAAGUCAUUCAUGCGGGAACUAUUUGAGGUUUUGGUCGACAAAGACACAAAGAAGGCAGAUGCUGCAAGAGAAGCACUUUUAUCAGAGAUUGAACUGGAAGCCAAGAAGAAGAAAAAUUUUGAGUCCAAGAAAAAGAAUAAAAAUCAGAGAAAGAAUAAGGAUCCAAAGGUUACUCAAGGUGAUGACCUGUAUGUACCGCAAGAGGAAACUGAAGAACCAGUUCACUUUCCUGUUAGCUACAAUGGUGAUUAUCCUAGUUCUGUGAUUGUUGUUGCUGCAAGAGCUGAUGAAUUGGGGCUACAGGAAGAGGAACUUAAGCACCACAUUUUAUGUCCUAGUCAUGUCGUGCCAAGCACCUAUCAUCAAUUGCUCCGUUUCCCUACUAAACAAGGCAUUGAACAAAUCCAUGGUUCACAGAAAUCGGCACAAACAUGUUAUCUCCUUGCAGCGAAGACACCAAGAGCGCUGGAAGUGAAUUCUAUUGAGGUGCCAGAUCGAGAGAGCCUUGACAAUGUUAGACGGCUUCUAAGCGAAAAGGCCAUGGAAACCCUGGAUCGAGUUGAAAUUGUCGGGAAUCCUGACAGGUUCUUCAUGAUCGGUGCCUCCCUAAACGAAGUCGACAGAUAG
Molecule: messenger RNA, 836 nt
Organism: Camellia sinensis
Lineage: Eukaryota; Viridiplantae; Streptophyta; Magnoliopsida; Ericales; Theaceae
Source: RefSeq, a predicted model, not a curated record